Molecule: messenger RNA, 768 nt
Organism: Erinaceus europaeus (western European hedgehog)
Lineage: Eukaryota; Metazoa; Chordata; Mammalia; Eulipotyphla; Erinaceidae
Gene: APOM
Product: apolipoprotein M
Exons: 6
Coding region: 89-655 (188 amino acids)
Biological process (GO): high-density lipoprotein particle assembly; high-density lipoprotein particle clearance; cholesterol efflux
Cellular component (GO): low-density lipoprotein particle; very-low-density lipoprotein particle; high-density lipoprotein particle
Molecular function (GO): lipid carrier activity; phospholipid binding
Source: RefSeq, a predicted model, not a curated record
ACAGAGUGGACUGAACAGCAGUCAGUGAGGAAGAGAGCAGUUAAGGCACCAGCCACUCCACAGAGGACCAGCUCCUUCCUGCUCUAAGAUGUUGCACCAGAUUUGGGCAGCUCUACUCUACCUCUAUGGCAUUGUCUUUAACUCCAUCUUCCAGUGCCCUGAGCACAGACAACUGACAACUCUUGGAAUGGAUAGGAAAGAGUUUCCAGAGCCUCAUCUGGGCAAGUGGUACUUUAUAGCAGGGGCAGCUCCCACCAAGGAGGAGUUGGCGAAUUUUGACCUUGUAGACAACAUUGUCUUCAACAUGUCUGCGGGCUCCACUCCCAUGCAACUCCAGCUUCGUGCUACUGUCCGUCUGAAAAAUGGAUACUGUAAACCCCGGAAGUGGACCUACCACCUGACUGAAGGAAGCACAGAUCUCAGAACUGAAGGCCGUCCUGACAUGAUGACCAAGCUUUUCUCCAGCUCAUGUCCAGAUGGAAUCAUACUGAAAGAGACGGGUCAGGGUUACCAACGCUUCCUCUUCUACAAUCGCUUGCCAUAUCCCUCAGAGAAGUGUGUGGAGGAAUUCCAGUCACUGACCUCCUGCCUGGACUUCAAGGCCUUCUUACUGACUCCCAGGAAGCAAGAGGCUUGUGAGCUGACCAGUAACUGACCUAUGGAUUCAUCUGUGCUCCCAGAUGGAUACAGUGGGAGCUGCGAUCGUGGUAGAAAGAAAAGACUCCUGACUCCUUCUUAAGCAUAAUAAAGACGAGUUUUCAAUCUUUA